Molecule: messenger RNA, 4099 nt
Organism: Planococcus citri (citrus mealybug)
Lineage: Eukaryota; Metazoa; Arthropoda; Insecta; Hemiptera; Pseudococcidae
Gene: Upf2
Product: UPF2 regulator of nonsense mediated mRNA decay
Exons: 4
Coding region: 282-3764 (1160 amino acids)
Biological process (GO): nuclear-transcribed mRNA catabolic process, nonsense-mediated decay
Cellular component (GO): exon-exon junction complex; cytoplasm
Molecular function (GO): RNA binding; protein binding
Source: RefSeq, a predicted model, not a curated record
ACUUGAAUUUUUUUAUCAAUGUCAAAAUUUCAAAAACUUGGGUUUCGAAGUUCGAAUUCAAAACCAAAAUAAAUAAAGCAACUCGAAUUUCUGUCAAAUUUCGAAUAAUUUAUCGUUAACCUACGUCGUAUUCUCGUAUUUUUAUACACCGGAGUAUUCACGUUGUAAUUCCGUUGAAAUUGUGCAUCAACUAUGGAGUAAACAUGUGCAAUCAUUGCGCACAAAACCUUUAAAAUACACUGACUAAUCAAUGAAUUCAUCAACGUAUAGUCUUCUGCACCAUGGAAAAAGACAUCGAAAAGUCGGUUGAAGAGGAAACCCUUCAAAUGAACGAAACGUCCGCACCUGAAAGUAAAGAAGAAUCUGAUACGAGCCAAGUUAACGAGCCAUCCAAUGAUGAAGUCCCCAAAGAUGAUAACGAUGCGGAAAACCCCGUCGAGGUUGAAAAUACCGUUAAUACGGAAGCGCUUGAAAUUGAAGAACUUACGUCGUACAUUCAAGAAUUGAAUUCGAAACUUUCGCGCAAAGAAAGUAUUCGUCACAAGAAUCAGACCGUAGAUUACACAGAAAGCACCAAAUCGAAUAAGGAUUCUAGUUUACGUAAAAACCGAGCGUUUGUUCGUAAGCUGAAAACAUUCACCGAAUCUCAGUUAGACAGUUUACUAUCUGAAAUGGCUACUUUGAAUAUUGAGAAAUACAUAAGCGAAAUAGCCGGUGCUUUAGUCGAGGCUAAGCUUAAAAUAUCUGAUAUACCAGCUGUCGUCAAUUUGUGUUCAAGCAUACACGAAAACUAUCCGGAAUUUUCCAAGAUCUUUUACGAAUGUUGGCAAAAAUUACUCGUGGUGAAAAAAGACGAAAAAAUCGCUAAUCCGAGUAAACUUCGUGUUGAUCUGCGCUUCUACAGCGAUCUAAUAUCCUACGGCAUAUUCCCUCAAAAAGACGCUUUGCCUUUACUCGGCAAUGUUUUGACUAGUUUGAUAUCGAUCGACAAAGAAGAACAUAACUACAGUUCGAUCAUACUAAGCUUUUGCAAACAUUGCGGAGACGAUUACGCCGGUUUGGUGCCUCGAAGAAUACGCGAAUUAUCUGAAAAAUAUAAAAUGGAAAUACCUCGCUGUAAAAUUCUAUCAGCGGAGAAACAAAAAACCGUCAAAUCUUUAUUAGUCGAUUACUACACUUCGUUGUGUAUCAGUUUGAACAAGGAACACAAAGAUUUACGCAUGUAUGAAAAACAAAAUAAACAAAUUUUGCAAACCAAAGGUGAACUGAGUAACGACCGUAAAGAAAAGCUAGAAACUAUGCAAGUGUCCGUUCAAAAGCUUUUAACAGUGGUGCAAAAUUUCGCCGAAAUAUUAGACGAAGAUAUGCCAGUGCUACAGAGUGAAAAAGAAAGCAAAGUGACGGACGAAAUGACUCUGACUGAAGAAUGCAUGGACAUGGGUCCUGCCGUUAGUAUUUGGGACGAUGAAGAAACGCAGAAAUUCUACGAGAAGAUGCCUGACGUGAAAGAAUUUUUACCUCAAAGUAAGAAGGAGGCCGACGCUGCUAAAGAAGCUGUUGAAGCCCCACCUGAAGAAAUGUCCGAUGAAAAACUCGACGAAGAAUUCGAAAAAGACGACGUUGUUGAAGAAGAUAAAUCAGCCGAGGUUGAUGCCGGCGAAGACGAAGCCGGUGUGAAUUCCAAUUCGAAAACGCAAUUGGAAACGUUUCUCAAUCAUUUACCCAAUUGUAUCAACAAAGAGAUGAUCGAUAACGCUGCCAUUGAGUUUUUGAUGACUCAUAAUAACAAAAAUUAUCGUAAAAAGUUAGUCAAAGCAUUGUUCAACGUUCCUCGUACCAGAUUGGAUUUAUUACCGCUGUAUUCUCGUUUGGUUGCUAUUUUACACCCGGUUAUGCCUGACGUCGCUAAUGACUUGGUUCAUUUGUUGAAAAAUGAUUUCAAACAUCACUUCCGUAUCAAAGAUCAAAUUAACAUCGAGACGAAAAUCAAAGUAAUUCGAUUCAUCGGAGAAUUAGUCAAAUUCCACAUGUACCCCAAAUACGAAGGAUUACAUUGUUUGAAGCUGCUGCUGAAUGAUUUCACCCAUCAUCACAUCGAAAUGGCUUGCAAUCUGUUAGAAUGCGCCGGCAGAUUCUUCUACCGUCACGUGGAAACUCGGCAACGUACCAAAGUCUAUCUGGAGCAAAUGAUGCGCAAGAAAUGUGUCAAGAAUCUAGACAAUCGUUAUGUUACGAUGAUCGAGAACGCCUAUUACUACGUAAAUCCACCCGAAACUGUUUCGCGACCUGUAGUCCAGUUACCAACGUUACAUCAGUUCAUACAGAAAAUAUUGUACCAGGACUUGAAUCCCAACGACGAUGUCGAAACUAAAGUUUUGAACCUGAUGCGAAAACUCAAUUGGAAAGAUAAAACCACUUCAGAUUUUGCCAUCAAAUGUUUAACUCACGCUUGGAACGUCAAGUAUCAGAAUAUUCGUUGUUUAGCCAACUUACUGGCUGGUUUGGUUGAAUAUCAAGAAUUUGUUGGCACCAGAGUAGUCGAUGGAGUUCUAGAAGAUAUUCGUCUCGGUUUAGAGUGGAAUAAUCCUCGUAUGAACCAAAGAAGAAUUGCUAUGGUCAAAUACUUCGGUGAAUUGUAUAAUUAUCGAAUGGUAGAGAGCAAGGAUGUAUUCACAUGUUUAUAUUCUCUGAUUACCUUCGGUGUAUCGACCCCUCUGGACCCUCCUGGAAAUACAUUCCGUAUACGAUUAGUCUGCGUACUACUAGAAACAUGUGGACAGUAUUUCAAUCACGGUUUGAGUAAAACUAAGCUGGACUGUUUCUUCACCUAUUUUCAACAUUAUUACUGGUUGAAGCAUUCGGAGCCUAUUUGGACUGCUGAUAAUAAAUUUCCGGUUCAGAUUGAGUAUAUGGUACGAGAUAUUCUGACCGGUUUACGACCUCAAGUAAAAUUAUCCAAAAGUUUCGAAGAAGCUGAAGAAAAUGUAAACGAUCUGCGGAAAAAAUUGAUCGCCAAGUGGGAACCUUUCAUUAAACAAACGAAAAAAGAAGUCGAAGGACAGCUAUCCACAAUCAUGGAAACUGACACCGAAGCUAAAGAAUCCGACAGCGCUAAAGAAGAACCCGACGAAGGUGAUAAUGCGGAAGAAAACGAAUGCGACGAAUUUGACGAAGAUGAAGAAGACGACGAGGAAUACGAAGACGAUGGUGAAAACGUUCACGAAAUGAUGUACCGAGAACCGGUUCGUGAACGUAGAAUAGAUCUCGAAGACGAAGAAUUUGCCGAAGCUUUCGAUAAAAUGGUCUCCGAAGAUGUUCAAGAUAGAUUACGCGAAACCGUUAGGCCUCAACAGAUGGAUAUAUCUGUGCCGUACAACGUGCGUAAUACGUUUAAAAAAAAUUACGAGCAGUUGCAAAGUGCACCCGACGAAUCGCAAAAAUCCAGCGUCAAUUUCGUCGUACUGCUGCGUAAAGGAAACAAACAGCAGUAUAAAAAUCUGGAAAUACCUUUGGAUUCGGAUCUGGCUAAAAAUCUCAAAUCUCAAGAGCAAGCUGAAAAAGUUGAGUUGGAAAAAGUAAAACGCCUAACUUUGGAUAUCAACGAACGCCUGGAAGAAGAAGAUUAUCAAGAUCAAAUACAGGCCUAUACCCAAAAACAACUACCAGCUCAAUCUGUACGAGAUAAAAAGAAGAAAUACCAGCAUCAAAAAGGUGUUCCAGAUGCAGAUUUGAUUUUUGGAAAGAAAAGAUUUCUGCAUAAAUGAAAAACCCGAAAAAUCUGUUGGGAAAAUUCAAUGUUGUUUGCGUUACUACACGUAAGGUAGAAAUGUUUGGGAAGUUUUACUACGUCGAAUAAGUUUUCGUUGUAGUGGUGCGAUAAAUUGACUUACUCGAGUGAUCUGUUGAGAAAAACGUGAAAAAAGAGGAAUAAGAAGUUUCAAGUUGAACGGACGAGAUUUCAUCUUCUGGGACUCUGGGAGUCGAUCACUGCUACGUCCAAUUGAGACAUUGUUAACGAAUUUAAAAUACGGUGAACGUUUCUUUUUCCUUCUUAUGAAAAACCAUGAUAAAUAAAUAAAACGUAAUGAUUGAAAUCAAA